Molecule: messenger RNA, 2085 nt
Organism: Cajanus cajan (pigeon pea)
Lineage: Eukaryota; Viridiplantae; Streptophyta; Magnoliopsida; Fabales; Fabaceae
Gene: LAC12
Product: laccase 12
Biological process (GO): lignin catabolic process
Cellular component (GO): apoplast
Molecular function (GO): hydroquinone:oxygen oxidoreductase activity; copper ion binding
Source: RefSeq, a predicted model, not a curated record
AUUAAAACCUAAUCUGCCAACCUGAAUGACUCUAUAAAAGCAUCCUCUCCCACCAUCACUUCCAUUGCAAUUUGCAUCCUUAACCAUCAUUGGCACAUAGGUGUUUGUUUAUUGCUACACUAAACACAUGGAAGCUCUCAAGAACUUCUUCUUAGCCCUUUUUGUUGUCUCAGCUUCAGCAUUGUAUUCAGCCAACGCCAAGAUCCAAGAGCAUGAGUUUGUUAUUCAAGCAACACCAGUGAAGAGGCUGUGCAACACACACAGCACCAUCACAGUGAAUGGACAAUUCCCAGGCCCAACAUUGGAAGUCAACAAUGGAGACACCUUGGUCGUCAAAGUCACUAACAAAGCUCGUUACAAUGUGACCAUUCACUGGCACGGAAUUCGACAAAUGAGAACAGGAUGGGCUGAUGGACCAGAAUUUGUGACUCAGUGUCCCAUUCGUCCUGGAGAAAGUUACACCUAUCGUUUCACCAUUCAAGGACAAGAGGGAACACUUUGGUGGCACGCUCAUAGUUCAUGGCUCAGAGCCACUGUUUAUGGUGCUUUAAUCAUUCACCCCAAAGAAGGAGAGGCAUAUCCUUUCCCUAAGCCCAAGCGCGAGACACCCAUUCUUCUAGGGGAAUGGUGGGACGCAAACCCUAUCGAUGUCGUGAGACAAGCCACACAAACAGGAGCAGCACCCAAUAUUUCUGAUGCGUAUACUAUCAAUGGUCAACCUGGCGAUCUUUACAAGUGCUCUAGCCAAGGAACCACCAUUGUUCCGAUAGAUUCUGGUGAGACGAACCUCCUCCGAGUGAUCAACGCAGCACUGAACCAACCCUUAUUCUUCAGCGUGGCGAACCACAAACUGACGGUGGUUGGUGCGGACGCCUCGUACCUGAAACCCUUCACGACCAACGUCAUCAUGCUAGGACCAGGCCAAACCACCGAUGUUCUCAUUCAAGGUGACCAACCCCCCUCACGCUACUACAUGGCCGCACGUGCCUACCAAUCCGCGCAAAACGCAGCGUUUGACAACACCACCACCACAGCCAUUCUCCAAUACAAAUCAGCCCCGUGUCCCGCUAAAGGUUCUUCGAUCAAACCCCUCAUGCCUUCUCUGCCACCCUACAACGACACCAACACCGUCACUUCCUUCAGCAGAAGCUUCCGAAGCCCCAGAAAGGUGGAAGUCCCUACCGAAAUCGACGAGAACCUCUUCUUCACCAUUGGCCUCGGACUCAACAAUUGCCCCCCCAAUUUCAGCAAGAGCCAGUGCCAGGGACCCAACGGCACGCGUUUCACCGCCAGCAUGAACAACGUGUCGUUUAUUCUCCCCAGCAACGUUUCCAUCUUGCAGGCGCACCACCUUGGAGUGCAGGGAGUGUUCACGGCUGAUUUCCCCACGCAGCCUCCGCUGAAAUUUGAUUACACCGGUAACGUGAGUCGUUCUCUGUGGCAACCUGUUCCCGGGACUAAGGUGACCAAGUUGAAGUUUGGAUCCAGGGUGCAGAUUGUGUUGCAGGAUACUAGCAUUGUCACCCCCGAGAACCACCCCAUUCACCUUCAUGGCUACGAUUUCUACAUCGUCGCUGAAGGCUUUGGGAACUUUGACCCCAAGAAAGAUACUUCUAAGUUCAACCUUGUUGAUCCACCCAUGAGGAACACGGUCGCAGUACCAGUUAAUGGAUGGGCUGUCAUCAGAUUUGUUGCCGACAACCCUGGUGCUUGGAUUAUGCAUUGUCACUUGGAUGUUCACAUUGGGUGGGGUUUGGCGACUGUGCUCUUGGUGGAUAAUGGAGUAGGCCUGUUGCAAUCCAUAGAGCCCCCUCCGGAGGACCUGCCUCUAUGUUAGGAUUAUCAAAAUCAAAAUUAUUGAAUUUGUUACUAUAGUUGGUAAUUUUUCCUAGUUCAUUGUUGUUUCCCUGUAUUAGGGGGUAUUUCUCCUUUUCCUCUGUUUUGUUGUUCUUUUCGUAUAGAGAAAACCAGGGUUUAAAAGAGAUGGUGGUGUGACUUCGACACCAAAUGCCGAUUGAUUAAAUUCAUGUUAGUUGUUUUUUCCUCAUUGUGUUUAAUGUUAUAAACAAAGAUGAAUUUUGACCA